Molecule: messenger RNA, 615 nt
Organism: Aspergillus mulundensis
Lineage: Eukaryota; Fungi; Ascomycota; Eurotiomycetes; Eurotiales; Aspergillaceae
Product: GNAT family N-acetyltransferase
Exons: 1
Coding region: 1-615 (204 amino acids)
Molecular function (GO): acyltransferase activity, transferring groups other than amino-acyl groups
Source: RefSeq, a predicted model, not a curated record
AUGAACCAAGCCCAAGCGACACUGCACACCGCACGGCUGCGGCUUGUCCCCUACGCGGACGAGCACUACCCGCUCAGCAAAGCCCUCGACCAAGACCCCGAAGUCAUGAAGCACAUCGGAUUCGGACGGCCCCUAACAGACGACGAGACGAAACAAGUGCACGACUGGCUCCUCAAGUCAUGCACCUACCUCCCAGGCUUCGGAACCUGGGUUGCUUACGCUGAAGGUCACUCCGAACCGAUUGGGUGGUGGAUUCUGGCCGCAACGCCCAAAGAUCCGACGAAGCCCACCGAGAACUUCGACACAUCGCGCUCAGAGACAGGGUACAGAUUGCUCAGGGAACACUGGGGGAAGGGGUAUGCGACAGAGGGGUCAAAGGAGGUUAUCCGCCAUGGGUUUCAGGGGCUGGGGUUGAAUGAGGUCUUUGGCGAGACGAUGACGGUGAAUAAACCUAGCAGAAAGGUCAUGGAGAAGCUGGGCAUGAAGCACGUUGAUACCUGGUUCAACGAGUAUCCGACCCCCCCGCCAGGGAUUGAGGAGGGCGAGGUCCGCUAUCGGAUUACGCGGGAGGAGUGGGAGGCUGGCCAGUAUGAGAGUCCGCCUAGUAGUGUCUAG